Messenger RNA from Perognathus longimembris pacificus (Pacific pocket mouse), 930 nucleotides. RefSeq names its product putative olfactory receptor 2W6. Gene Ontology annotation, biological process: G protein-coupled receptor signaling pathway. Gene Ontology annotation, molecular function: olfactory receptor activity; G protein-coupled receptor activity. The transcript has a single exon. Bases 1 to 930 code for a protein of 309 amino acids. Gene Ontology annotation, cellular component: membrane. The record is from RefSeq and is a predicted model, not a curated record. NCBI's taxonomy places the organism in Eukaryota, Metazoa, Chordata, Mammalia, Rodentia, Heteromyidae.
AUGGAAAAAUCCAAUGACAGCUCAGAGUACGGCUUUAUCCUGGUGGGUUUCUCUGAUCGCCCCAAACUUGAGAUGGUGCUCUUCAUAGUAAAUUUUACUCUGUAUUCAGUGGCUGUGUUAGGAAAUUCAACCAUAAUCCUUGUAUGCAUAUUAGACCCUCGACUUCAUACACCUAUGUACUUCUUUCUGGCAAAUCUUUCCUUCCUAGAUCUAUGUUUCAGUACUAGUUGCAUCCCACAGAUGUUGGUAAACCUCUGGGGCCCAGAGAAGACGAUCAGCUAUGCUGGCUGUGUUGUCCAACUUUUCUCUUUCCUUUCUGUCGGUGGAAUUGAGUGCAUCCUUCUGGCUGUUAUGGCAUAUGAUCGUUAUGCAGCAGUCUGCAAACCUUUGCACUACAUGGUCAUUAUGCAUCCCCAGCUAUGUUUGCGGCUGGUGGCUGUGGCCUGGGGAAGUGGAUUGGUCAAUGCCAUUGUCAUGUCACCACUGACAAUGACCCUGUCCAGAUGUGGUCGCCGACGAGUGAACCAUUUCCUUUGUGAAAUGCCAGCACUGAUCAAGAUGGCUUGUGUAGAUGCUCGGGCCGUGGAAAUGUUGGCCUUUGCCUUUGCCAUUCUUAUUGUACUACUGCCCCUCACUCUCAUACUUGUUUCUUAUGGCUACAUUGCUGCAGCAGUGCUGAGGAUCAAAUCAGCUGCUGGAAGAUGGAAGGCCUUCAAUACCUGUAGCUCCCACCUCACUGUGGUCUCUUUAUUUUAUGGAAGCAUCAUCUACAUGUACAUGCAGCCAGGAAACAGCUCUUCCCAAGACCAAGGCAAAUUUCUCACUCUCUUCUACAACCUGGUGACUCCCAUGCUAAAUCCACUUAUAUACACUUUAAGGAAUAAGGAGGUGAAAGGAGCACUGAAGAAGGUUUUGGGGAGACAAUCGUGA